UACCUGCGACACAGACAGCGGACAUACACACAUGUGGGGAGACGAUGGCUAGCGGAGAAAUGUGGAGCGUGCUGGAGGAGUGUGUGAAGACGAUAAAUGCCAACACUGCACAGCCCGCGGACUUUCUGAGCCUUCAGGAUGGCGCGGCAGCAGACUUUACCUCCCUCACGAAGACCCUGUACGACCUCCAUAAAGCCCAGGAGCCUGCAGAUUGUAAAAGCAGCCCGUUGACACAGCUGGUGGUGGAAAACUUUGAUGAAGAGCAGAUCUGGCAGGAGCUGGAGCUGCAGAAUAAUGUUGUACUGAAACACUUUAAAAGUGCCAUUGUUGAAGCUCUGUCAGAUGAGACAUUAACGGUGCUGGCGGAGGAGGAUGGUGAUGAUCCACAAGUAGAGACUGAUGAUGAAAAUGUUGAUGAAGAAGAAGAGGAGGAGGAAGAGGAGGAACCACAUAGACAGUCGAAGAAAAUGGCCAUGGAGGCUGAGGUUGGGGAAGGGGAUUACACAGAUGAGGACUCUGAUUUAGAUUUUGACGUGGAUGCUCUGGAGAAUAGGGAGAAAAAGAAGAAGGAGAUCGGAGGGAAAGGCUCCAAAACAAAAGUCAUUCCCUCUGAAGUUGAUGAUAAGUUCUUCAAGCUGUCAGAGAUGGAGUCAUUCCUUGAUGUUAUGGACAAGCAAGAGAGAAAGGAGGGUGAGGAAGAAGAUGGCGUAGACUAUUUUCAGGACGUGGCCUCUGAUGAGGACGAGGAUCUUGACCUAGAACAAAUAAUUUCCGCCAAAAAGCAAAAGAAUAAAACUUUAAAGAGCUCCAGGAAUCUCAAGUACAAGGACUUCUUUGAUGGUGUGGAUAGUGAACCAGCUAAAGCAGAUGACCAGUCAGAUUGUGAGGAUGACAGCGGCGACGAAGGUGAAGAACAAAUAGAUGACGAAGAUGACGAUUAUGAUGAUGGUGAAGAGGAGGCCGACGAUGAUGAUGAAGAGAGAGGUCAUCUGAAAGCGUCUCGUAAGAAAGUGGCCUUCAAGCUCCCGGGGGAGGACGAAAGUGAAGGAGAAGACAUGGAGGACAUUUUUGGAGGAAAAACACCAAGCGCAGCAAAGUCCGAAUCAAAGUCAUCGUUUGAGAAACGGCAAGACAAGAUGUCGGAGAAGAUCGACGAAUUGGAGAAAGCGGCUCUAGCAGCGAAGCCCUGGCAGUUGUCUGGAGAGGUGACGGCACAGAUUCGUCCUGAGAACAGCAUGCUGGAGGAACAUGUGGAGUUUGAGCAGACAUCCAGGAUGGCCCCUGCUAUCACAGAGGAAACCACACUACAGCUUGAGGACAUAAUCAAACAGAGAAUCAAAGACCAGGCGUUUGAUGAUGUGGUCCGCAAGGAGAAACCCAAAGAGGAGGUGUUCGAGUACAAGAAGAGGCUGACGCUGGACCAUGAGAAGAGCAAGCAGAGUCUCGCAGAAAUCUAUGAGCAAGAAUAUCUCAAGCAGAAUAAGAAAAAGACAGAGGAGGAGGAGAACCCAGCCCAUGUAGAAAUUCAAAAGCUUAUGGACACACUCUUCCUUAAGCUGGAUGCUCUCUCCAACUUCCACUUCACACCUAAACCACCUGUUCCUGAGGUCAAGGUGGUUUCUAACUUACCAUCCAUAACAAUGGAGGAGGUGGCUCCUGUCAGUGCUAGUGAUGCAACGCUGCUCGCACCAGAAGAAAUCAAGGAGAAGAACAAAGCCGGAGAUCUACUGGGUGACGCUGAGAAGACGUCAACAGACAAGAAGCGCGAGCGACGCCACAAGAAGAAUGCGAAGCGUCUGAAGAUCAAGGAGAAAGAAAAGAGACAGAAACUUAAAGAGGCCAGUAACACCGGAGAGGGCAAAAAGCCAUCAAAGGCCGAAGUCGCAGAAAAUCUGAAGAAACUCACAAAAGGAGGCAAAGCAACGAUACUUAAGGACGAGGGAAAGGACAAGGCUCUGCGAUCCUCUCAAGCCUUCUUCACUCAGCUGCAGGACCAGGUCAAAAGUCAGAUCAAAAGCCAAAAGGACCCGUCUUCAAAGAAGAAGAAGCACAAAGAAGUUUCUGUCAGCAAACUCAAAUUGUAAUGACUGUGAUGGUUUGUUGUGUAGGAUCAACUUGUUAUUGUACAGAUUCUUUUUAUGAGAAAGCAGAAAUAUAUUAAAUCUGAAAGUCCUUGUAAAACGAUUCCAUUUUCAUAAAAAAAUAAAUCACUGCCCAUAAUGCCUGUGUAUUUGAGCACUUUCAGAUGUAAAUAUAAAUAUUCAGUCAAAUGGUCAUUCAUAUGAAAGUAUCAAAGCGCUUUCCCUUUUGAAAGAUGAAUGCACAGUGUCUGUUGACCAAAUUUAGUUUUAUUUAAAUUUGUAUAUCUUUUUUAAUCAUGGCAGAUGAUCAAAUAUGUGAAAUUUGUAUUAGGCUGUUCAAUAAUAGCCCAUCUUUUAUAGUGGCUAAAAAUGUAAUCCCCUGACCAUCAGUGAUGCCCAAAUACAGGUUUUAGAUCCCCUGAGUUAAAUCAGGGUGUGACAAGUGAUUUUAUGUUUGAAACACCAUAAAGUCCAGUGCUUGUCCUGGAUGCAAAGGUUUUUAAGUUUGUUUUAGUGAAUUUAUCCAAAUGAAAAACAGGUAAUAAUUCAGACUGGCCCAUCAGAUCAGAGAUAUUAUAUUAUUGGAUUAUUGUCACAGGUGAAUUAAUGCUUAAGCACUAUUUCAUGUGGGAGCUUGUGGAGGUGGAGCAAAUUUUACGCCGUUUAAUCCAUCACAUUUUAGAGGCUGAUGUUUUGUAUUUAAACUUGGCUGUUUGAACUUUAACUAUUGCUGUCAAAUAAAUGUUGAAUAAAAACACAGUUUACCUCUAAAAUGAAUUUACAUAGACGUAAAGUAGCAUAAAAUAAAAAGCGUAGAGUAAGGUAGUAAUACCACUGGGUGUAGCUGGAUAAAUCCAAAAAUAAAAAUUAACUUCAUUUCAA
Messenger RNA from Scophthalmus maximus (turbot), 2963 nucleotides. It is a transcript of the gene mphosph10, whose product is annotated as M-phase phosphoprotein 10 (U3 small nucleolar ribonucleoprotein). Gene Ontology annotation, cellular component: small-subunit processome; nucleus; Mpp10 complex. The transcript has 11 exons. Gene Ontology annotation, biological process: rRNA processing. The coding region runs from base 45 to 2084 and encodes 679 amino acids. The record is from RefSeq and is a predicted model, not a curated record. Lineage: Eukaryota; Metazoa; Chordata; Actinopteri; Pleuronectiformes; Scophthalmidae.